Molecule: messenger RNA, 6027 nt
Organism: Symbiodinium sp. CCMP2592
Lineage: Eukaryota; Dinophyceae; Suessiales; Symbiodiniaceae
Source: the annotation of a GenBank genome assembly
AUGAGUGCCCAACUGUCACCCGAAGCUGCGGUUGCCUCCGCUGAGCAGGGCCCGGAGCUUCUCGGCUCCCCCGAUCUUACACCUGCCGGCGAGCCGGCCGCGUCUGCAUCUCAAGCUGAGUCUCAGGAGCUGGUUUUUGGGUCUCUGGGGGAUUUUGAUUCAGCAGCUCUUGAUGCAGUGUUACAAGAGACAGCACAUGAUCCAGAAUUGGUCAGCCUCGAGGAGUUGGCCAAGUCUUUGAGAGAGCCUAAUGUUGCCAGUGGGUUGCACUUAGGCCCUGCCCCAGCCUCUCCUGCCGGGUCCCUGGGCAGGGCUUCUCCGGUUGGCGGUCCGCCUAGUGUAGUCCUCUCUCCCACAUUCUCUUGGGGCGCUCAUUCUGAUGCGGAAGAAGAUCCUGGCUCAGAGACCAGAUGGUGGAAUCAGGUCCGCGACUCCGAGCCCGAGUCUGGGCCUGCUGGGGUCUCUUCGUCCUCUGGUUCUUUCGACUUUGCUGCUACAUUCAGGAUGGCCGUGCAAGCACAGUGGCGGAUGCCGGAAAGGGAGCCGCUUAAGCAACCUUGGGAGCAAGGGAUCUUUGGUGAGCUAUUCGGAAGUGGAGGCCCAGAGCUACUGCCCACUUUGAAGAGGUCUGUUCCUACAAUUCUGAAGGAGGACGGAGCGCCUUCUGGAGGGGCAGAGACCGCUGCAGUGAAGAGAUCGAGGAUCCAGCGUGAGGCUCAGUUCGAGAUCGGGAUCGACUUGUGGAUGACCCUCAUGAAAGGCUGGAGUAGCUGCAGCUUCGUUGACCUUUUGGAUGCCGAGCUGCCUGGUGAUGCCCAGCGGGGAGUUAUCUCCGACAUCUUCAGGAGAAAAGCGCCUUCGACUCUACUGAAAAGAGGGCGGGCCAUUGCAAAUUUUCAGAGUUACCUCGAGGAGAACCUCGCAACCUUCCCUUGUGUGGAGCGUGAGCUGUACCAGUACUUGAAGCAUCUGGAGAAGCACGGGGCCCCCAAGAGCAGGUGUUCUGGACUGUUGGAAGCUCUCGCCUUCGUUCGGCAUGUGGUGGGAGUGGAAGAAGUCGAGUGCCUAUUAAAGAGUAGACGCUGCAGGGGCCUUGGAGUGGUGGAAUCUUUCAAGGAGUCCAAGCAGGCCCCGGCCUUGACUGUGGCGCAACUUCGACUGCUGCACGAGGCUCUCGAGUCGCAUCAGGACCCCUGGACCCGUCACUUCGCGGGAUGCGCCUUGGUGGCUACUUUCAGUCGCUGCAGGUGGUCUGACAUACAGCAUUCAGUCCAGCUUAUCGUUGACAGAGGUCAGGAUGGGGAGCUCAUUUACCUGGAGCUCAGGAUUGGGGUGCAUAAGACUUGUCGGCUACAGAGCAAGAGGCAUCGCUUCUUGCACGUGGUCUCCCCGAGUCUGGGCUUGAAGCAAUUUGGCGAACUGUGGCUGAAGAGCCGAAGGGACAUCGGACUUUCGGACGAAAAGAAUAUGCCUUUUUGCCCUGUGCCGGAUGCAAGUGGCCGCCCGACAGUCCGAGGCAUUGAGUCGGACGAAGCCACAACUUGGCUUCGUCUCCUCCUCAAGAGCGAGCCGGGAAAGGAAAUCGAGCCCUCGUCGAAAUCCUUCAAAGCCACCAUUCUCUCGUGGGCGGCCAAGAGAGGAGUGGAUGGCCUCUCAAUUCAGAGGUUAGGCUACCAUGCGUCGGGAGGUUUGGACAUUGUCUACAGCCGUGAUGCCCAGGCGCCGUACAUACUUCUGGUGGAGAAGCUCCUGGCCGAAGUUCGUGAUGGGAGUCCUGAGGUUGGUGCUCCUGUGCCCCAGCUGGUCAAGGAGGAGAUCAGAAGUGACCUCAGCGCAGGGUCGUUUGUCGUCGUGAAUGCAACGGAGAGCGAGGCUGAGGGUGAUCUUGUGUCCCUCGGUAGCUCUACGGACUCAGCAGAUGAGUACGAACAUCAGCCGGUUGCAAUGGUGGCCCGAGGGGACGCCGGUAGUCGGACCAAAGCAUGCAAAGCUCCGAACGAGGGUGUCCCCAGUGGUGCAUUGCAGCAAGUGAGCUUAGCGACCCGAGCGCAAUGUUGGCUCAUGAGCAGAGUGUCGGGCUGCACUGAGGCAGAGGUGCCUGGAGGUCACUCCGGAUGGGAGUCUUUACACGUCUUUGUCAGCGCAGAGCAUACGCACCUUCAGGCAGUUGGCAUUCGCUAUCGGAACGCCGAGGCAACCGCAUAUGUCAUCCAGGCUUUGAAGGAUCAGGUAAGUGCGGAUAAUCCUGAAGGGCAGGUCCGAAAAAUGCCGAUGGCUGAGCGAGUGGUUAAUCACAUUCUGGAAUCCGGACUCUUAGUGUGGGUGCCGCCGUCUAUGUGCGGAAAGCGCGACACUGAAGUCGCCCAAGGCAUUGAGCAUAAAACGUCUGUGGUUCAAAUCGAGAAGGAGGCAUUGAAAGUGGCUGCUCCGGAAUCGGAGACGAAGGCGGAUCUUACGACUCCUCUGUUGAUGCAUUUUGCUUUCCAGAGGAGGGGAAUCGCUUUUGAUCAGUGUGGCCUGAUAGAUUGGGCGACCCACCAGGACUACCUCCACCGUCUGUUGAGCGCGAUGAGUGCGCCGGUGCCGCCAGGUUUCCAUCCUGUCACCGCAACCCAGGUGGUGCGUGCCGAUAAGGAGCUCUUCACAAUCAUGGCUAGAGAGUGUCCACCUCCCUUCAAGGUCAGGGCUGAUGGGACUAAACCUCUGAAUGUGGCCUUGAAGUCCCUCAUGUUGGAUUCGAGGAUUCAGAUGUGGUUGCUGCCGUCGCCAGGUGGGGUUGCAAGCAAAGUUCCGGUUGGGCCAGAUGUGGAAGCGCCCGCCGAAGCGCCGCCGGGAGUGCCAGCUCCCCCGAAGAAGCCUCGCAUCCGAAAGAAGGCCAAGAAGGUGAUCCCGGACAGCCUCAAGGGCUGCAAAAAGUUCGGGCGCUUCGCGGGUGGCUAUCCAUUUGCUGCCUUCGCUUUCCUUGAUCAGACUCAAUCCGACUUGCACCAAGACGCGCAAAGGAAGGGUUUCAUUUUGGAUGUAUCCGGCGGGCCUCAGUGGCUUCCGGCCGCCGCGGUUUGUCAGCUACAUGAGCUAGGCUUUCAAUUGCAGAGGCCGGUCCAAACGGCUGAACAUGUCUUUAACCGGGUGCCAUCCUCUCUGUGUGUGGAUGACAUGCUGGUGAUCCAGCUCUUUUGCGGAUCUGCAGGCCUCAGUUGGGCCUGCCAUAGGCUGGGGUUUCAGGUCAUGCCGAUUUGGCAUAAGCAGCCGGAUGCCAAACCACGUCUGAGGGUCCAUCAGUUGGAUCUUGCGAAUGCAGAUUCUGUGCACAGCCUUCAACAUUUUAUCAUCACGGAAUCACAUCGCAUCGCCAUGAUUUGGGCAGCCGUUCCCGAGAAUACUGUAAGCGCGGCCCGGGAAAAGCCAAUUCCCCGGCUCCAGCGCUUGAAUCUGCCAGUGCCUCAGCCUCUUCGGAGCACCAAGCGGCCUCACGGCUUGGAUGGCCUUGUCGGAAGAGACAAACAGCGGUGUGAAGUGGCAAAUCGGCUCUACCAAUCAGUGUCAACCUUGUUUCAAGCUGCCCUGGAGCGUGGUGUUCGGUGUGUUCUUGAAAAUGCCGCCAGUUCCUUGUUCUGGCAAACGGAUUACUUCAAAUCGUUGGCUGCAAUGCAUGCUGGAUCAACCGUGCAAUUCCAUAUGUGCCAACAUGGAGGUGCCAGGCCUAAACUGCUUCAACUUUGGACUUCAGACCAUGCCUUUGACUCGCUUGCUGCGCAGUGUCCCGGGGCAAAGUUGUGCAAGCAUGAACCUUGGAUCCCCGUGGCAUCGGAGCGUCGCCAAUUCAUUGCUGCCAGUUCAUCGUCAGCCUACCCGCAGAUUUUCUGCGAGCGCGUGGCAGGCAUGUUGAAGCAAGUGUGCCGCAACACAGGUGUUCGAGAGAGGCUCUCCCUGCCCGAUGCCGUUGAGUCCUCAGCGCCGAAGCUGCAGCGGCUGGCUCUAGGACUUCAGCCCGCAGGAGCUAGCUUGCCGCAACUGCUUCCGGAGUACAGCCAUCGCCUGCAAGUUGUGGUCGUGCCGUCAAAUUCACCACCAGCCUCGCCACAGCAUGCAGUGUUGCUUUCUCGGCGUCUUCUCAUGUGGGGGGAGCACCAGGCCGAGAAACGAACUCCCACCGAGGGCGUGAAAUUUCAGCUUGACCCAACGUCUCUUCGCCCAGACAGCUUGAUUGAGGUCUUCACUUUUGGCAUACCUGCCUCGCCUGAAGCCUUUGUCAAAAGGGCUGUGGCUUGUGGACACCCUGCCGAUUUCGAAUCUUCCUUGGAGCCUAUCUUGAAGGAGGUGGUGAAAGAAAACAUCGUGGGGGACGAGGUCAAACUUGCGAAGGCUCGCCUAGCUUUCAUUGCGAAGUGGCGAUCCAGAGCCAAGGCUUUGGAGAAGCAGGAAGCUGCGCUGCACGAGGAAAUGGUAGAGCGCUACAACCUUCCCGACACCAAUCUGGUGAGCGAUAUGCUCAAGGGCUUUAGUCUCAGCGGGUGGAUGCCGAGCAGUGGUUCGUUCCCACCGUCGGCAAAGAGACCGGAGCUCUCAGUGGAGUCGUUGAAGAUCUUGUCAAGCGGCUUCAAUGCAGCCACUCUGCAGAAGACCCAGGUCAGACAGGAUGAUGAUCUGGAAAAAGCCACUUGGGAGGAGACGCUUUCGGAGGAAGCAAAUGGAUGGAUCUGGAAGUGUUCGGAGCAACAGAUGGAUGGGAAAGUGGUUGCUCGAAGAUUUGGCAUCCUUCAAGGGAGCAAAAUUCGGGUGAUAGAUGAUCUUUCUUGUUGCGGUCUUAAUGCGACGGUGGGGCUCAGGGAAAAGUUCGUGCUUCAUUCGAUCGAUAAGAUGGCUGCGAUGCUUGCGUACGCCACUUCAUUGGUUACGGACCCGGACUUUUCCUUAUGCGGUCGUACGUACGACCUCAAGAGUGCGUACAAACAAUUCCCAAUCUGCCAACGGGAUUUUGACUUGCUGAGAUUCAUGGUGGCCGAGAUAAGCGCCUGCAUAUGGCAGAUUGGUGUUUUGGGCCUCCGGGCACUGUGGACGGCUUUCUUUGACGACUACUCUGUCGUCAGCAAGGAGUCGUUGAAAAAGAACACCGCUUAUGCCAUAGAGUCUUUAUUUUCUCUGCUAGGACUUGACUUCGCCAAAGAAGGUAAGAAAGAGCCGGCCUUCUGUGAGCAGUUUGGCAUGUUGGGGCUUUCGGUUGACCUUAGGGGAUUUAAGCAAGGGAAAAUUGAGAUUGGGCAUACCGAGAAGCGGGUGGCCGAGCUCAAAUCCGCACUGUCCGAAACGCUCGAGUGCAACCGACUCUCUCAGAAGGAGUCGGAGAGACUGAGGGGUCGCAUGAACUUCUUCGAAGGACACGCGUACGGCAGGGGCCCAGCUCAGGCUUUGCGGACGAUCGAUCACUUUGCGCGGUCGGGGGCGGCUGCCACGAGGUUGCCCCCAGUUGUGACUGCAGCGAUUGUUACCUUGAGGGGACGGCUUGAGUCGGCGAUUCCUUUGCAAAUUUCGGCUCGAUCCUUGGCCACUUGGUACCUGUUCACAGACGGAUCUUGCGAGCCUGAGCGUGAGUUUGGUGCAGUUGGUGCCAUUCUUUACGACCAGAGUGGAAGGGCUGUAUCGGCCUUCAGCGAAAAGGCCCCAAAGGACGUCAUGAGGCGACUCCUGAAAGAAUCGUCCAAUCCAAUUUAUGCUUUGGAGCUGUACCCAGUGUUGCUCUCCUACAGGAAAUGGCAGCACCUCCUCGGGGGAGCCCAAGUCGUCAGCUUCGUGGACAAUGAUGCGGCCAAGUACUCACUAGUACGAUCUUGUUCCUCGACAGAUGAGGGUGCCUCUAUCAUCGAGGCGAUCCGAAAUCUUGAGCUGGAUUUGCAGCUAAGGGCUUGGUACUCAAGAGUACCUACGCAUAGUAACCCCGCUGAUGCACCAAGCAGGUUGGAUACCAGCGGCCUUGAGGGCAUUCUCACUUCGUCACUCUCGUGGGAGGUGUCUUCCACUGCGUGUUGA